CAUUCCUGCCUCGCUGGGCCUGCCCCGAGCCCGUCUGGCUCUGCGCGCAGCCCGCCGCCGCUCCGCAGCUCAGCUCCGCUCUGGCCCUCUCUCCGCCCGGUAUGAAGGCGGCCCAAGCCGCGGGCGAGGAGGCGCCGGGCAGUGCACGGUCCGUCAAGGUGGUCCUGGUGGGCGACGGCGGCUGCGGGAAGACGUCGCUGCUGAUGGUCUUCGCCGACGGGGCCUUCCCCGAGACCUACAGUCCCACAGUGUUUGAGCGGCAUGGGGUCAAUCUGCAAAUGAAGGGCAAAUCUGUGCACCUCCAAAUCUGGGACACAGCAGGGCAAGAUGACUAUGAUCGCCUUCGACCUCUGUUCUACCCUGAUGCCAGCGUCCUGCUCCUCUGCUUCGAUGUCACCAGCCCAAACAGCUUUGAAAACAUCUUCAACCGGUGGUACCCGGAGGUGACACACUUCUGCAAGGGAGUGCCGAUCAUUGUCGUGGGCUGCAAGACCGACCUGCGAAAGGACAAGACGCUAGUGAACAAGCUGCGGAAAAACGGGUUGGAGCCUGUGACCUACCACAGGGGCCAGGAGAUGGCGAGGUCUGUUGGUGCAGUGGCCUACCUCGAGUGUUCAGCUCGGCUCCAUGACAACGUCCAUGCCGUCUUCCAGGAGGCAGUCGAGGUGGCUUUCAGCAGCCGCAGUCGCAACUUCUGGCGGAGGAUUACCCAGAGCUUUUGCGUGCUGACCUGACUGCCCCAGCAGCUCCGAAAGGAGCUGGGCACUGACCUUCUGCCGAGGUAGCUGGGCUACCCCCAGUUCCUAGGCUGGACCCACGGAACGGACACCACCAAGGCUGGGCGCGGGGCCUGGGAGCCCUGGAUUGAGGAAGGGGGCUCCCCAGCCCUGGGACCAUCAACCGACACCCGUAGCCCAGUCCUGGACCCUCUUCCUGGAGUAGCUGUGCGGCCUGACCUGGCGCCACCUCGUGGCUGUUCGCAGGGCUGCACCUAAAAGUCCUGCUUCCUAGGACCAUCCUCCGGGCAGAACCCACACCCCGCCUCUCCCUCAUUUGCCCUACUGCCCCACGGGUAAGUGAAAGAACAAAAGUGA
This is a messenger RNA of Heterocephalus glaber (naked mole-rat), 1094 nucleotides long. RefSeq names its product ras homolog family member D (gene Rhod). The record is from RefSeq and is a predicted model, not a curated record. Gene Ontology annotation, biological process: small GTPase-mediated signal transduction. Gene Ontology annotation, molecular function: GTP binding; GTPase activity. Lineage: Eukaryota; Metazoa; Chordata; Mammalia; Rodentia; Bathyergidae.